AUGGCUACUGCAUUUUCUUACGCUCAAGCCGCCAAGGGUCAGGCGGCCACAACACCCGCGGCCCAGACCACCGAGAACGGCAAGGACUCCGCGAGCUCAGUAAACGGCGAACAAUCGGGUGCCGAGCCCACCGCUGUCAAGAGCACCGACUCCGCUGACGACGAGUCCUCGAGAAAUACCCCUCUCAAGACCCAACUGGCUGCCAAGCAGGAAGUCUCCUCUGCCCAAGCAGAGGCCAACAGCACAAACACACCAUCUGCCGCCGCUUCCGUCACCGACUCGCGACGCGAUGACGAGGAGGCCGUUACCGAAGCCUCUGCCCGCCGAAGUGAGAAGAGCGUGAGGUCGGCAAGCGCAUCUACUCGCGUGACCGACGAGGCCGAGCCGAAGAAGGGCUCUAGGAAGCCGAGAAAGGGCAAGGCCGGAAAGGAGUCAAGUGAGGACGCGAAGAAGGACAAGGCCGCAGAGCAGGAGAAAGAAGAGCCCAAGAUUGAGCUCGUUGAGGCGCCGCUUCCUUCGGUCAACAUCUGGACCCAGCGCAAGGAGACAGCGGCUCACAAGACCUCUGUCACCUUGCCCACCGCUAAUGGUGCUGCCAGCGCAUCUACCCCAGUUGACACCUGGCCCAACAGCCAGGAGUCCAAGAAGAAGAACAAGGCCGCUGACGGCGCUGAAGCCACCAACGGCACUGCUGCCGGCAAGUCUCAACGCAAGGCUGGCGAUGGUGAUGCCGCCGCCAGAAGAAAUGGUGCUCGCGGUUCAAGGGUUAUCGAGAGAGAUAGCCGACUGACCGAGGUCCCUCCCCCCGUUGGCGACGUUCACUCAUGGCCUACGCCUGAGACGGCGGUCAAGGAGAUCGUCAAGGAGGAGAAGCGCAAGCCUUCUGAGAAGGUUGAGCGGGUAGAGGCCGAGGUUCAGGAUGAUGCCGGUGCCAAGGGCCGUUCAAAGGACAAGUGGGAGCGUAUGGACUUUGUCCCUACUGUCCAGUUCUCCACCCCCAUUCCCUCAGUUAGAGGCUCUCGAGGAGGACGAGGUGGUGCUCGUGGUGGACGCGACAUUACUUCUCGUGGCGGUCACGGGGCUGCUGCUGCUGCCUCUGCUGACAAGCCGGCCGGCACUGCUGCCCCUACUAAGGCUGGAAACGAAGCUCGUGACCGUGCUCGCGAUGGUAACGCUCCGGCUAGAGCCAACUCUCAACCCCCUGCUGCGAACAAGCGGGCCUCGAUGGAAGUCUCCAACGGCAAGGAGCAGCGCAAGCCCACGGCGCCCAGCUCCGGCGAGCGCAACAAGGAGUCGCAGUCAAAUGCCGCCAGUGAGCAGGCCGGUCCUGUUAGAGAGAGAGGCGAAGGCCGCGGCGAUAGAGGCCGCGGCGGAUACCGAGGCCGCGGAGGUCACCCUGGAAACGUGCCCAUGCACGCUCAGCAGUCUUCAUACAUGUCUAACGGCAACUCCUUCGGCUCUCAAGGUCCCAGACAGUACGCCAGCCCUCCUCUUCACCAGGGCGGCAGCUUCCAAUCCUCCUACGGAGGCUCGCAGUCCCGCGGUGGUCGUGGUGGCCGCGGUCAGUCCAACGGCUCUGGAGCGUUCCGCGGUGCUGGUGGCCCUUCGAACUCUGGCCGUAUGCGUCAAGUUCAGACCAACAUGAACCAGGUCUCCUGGGAUUACGGAGUCCCCAUGACCCCGGGUUCUUAUGCCGCAUUCUACGAGCAAACGAGACAUAUCAUGAUCCCUCAGAUGGAGUACUACUUCUCCGUGGAGAACCUCCUGAAGGAUACCUACUUGCGCAAGAACAUGGACAGCCAGGGUUUCGUACCCUUGGAGCUUGUCCUCGGCUUCCAAAGGGUUCGUUCGGUGGCCGAUGCCCAGACUCUGCGCGCAAUUAUUGCCGAGUGUCCCCAGCUGGAUUACGUUGUCGGUGACGAUGGCAUUGAGAGAUUGAGAUCUCGUACCCACUGGCAAAAGUUCGUCUACCCUAACAUGGAGCUGCGCUUCGAUGCUGCCCGCAAUGAGGGACCUCAGUACUUCUACCCCCGUUCCCUUCACGCCAUCGCUCAUUACGACCACGGCAUGCUCGGCGACUACCCUGUCAUUUCGCCGACUGCUGCCUACCCCAACGGUGCCGAAAACAGCUACGUCGCCUACCCUACUGAGGCUCAGGGUGGACAGCCGAACGGCACUGUGAACGGCAACGCUGCCGAGACGCAGCUUUCUGCUCAAGUCCCCGAGUUCCAGCCCGGCCCUGCAUCCGAGCAAAUGGCCGAGGCCUCAUCCGAGACGGAGAAGGCUCAGGCCCUCGUCAAUGGCUCUGCCCACACAGAGAGCGCACCCUUGACAAACGGAAAUCACGCUCAGCCUGCUGAAGCCCUCCAGUCCUAG
Messenger RNA from Colletotrichum fioriniae, 2376 nucleotides. RefSeq lists its product as uncharacterized. Gene Ontology annotation, molecular function: RNA binding. Gene Ontology annotation, cellular component: cytosol; cytoplasmic stress granule. Lineage: Eukaryota; Fungi; Ascomycota; Sordariomycetes; Glomerellales; Glomerellaceae. The record is from RefSeq and is a predicted model, not a curated record. Gene Ontology annotation, biological process: positive regulation of translation.